CUUGCAACAAAGCAUGCUAGUGCUAGCAAGGAAACGGUAAAACAAAUGGUAGGUGCAACAUUGUCCUUUUGCGACUUUAGCACAAGAGGGUACUGUUUUUAAUACUUUUAUGUGAUCCUAACGUGAAUUAUGUCUUAGUAAACGUUGAUUGAAAGAAACGGUUUCACUAUUGAUGCAAGGUCAACUUUGGUUGGUCCGUUGCUGAGUUGCGUCUCAAUGACGUCAACGCGCGAUAAAAGAGACAAAUGGAGAUCGAAGAGGAUGAAAGACCUUUUUUCUCAUAUAUAUGAGCCAAUUUCCAAACUUGAUCAAUUCAACAAAAAGCAUCAGACCAGCAGAAACGCACGGAGCUCUCACGUUUUCAAGGAUGGGAAAUCUAACGUCUAUCAAAUGCUACUUCACAGAGGAUUCUUUCAACCUGCUUGAAGAACUCCUCAAAACGACUUCUUUAUCAGCGAAGGAGCAACAAAUGGCCACUGCAGAGAAAAUGUUCAUGAGGCAGUUUGUGCUCCUGGCCAUGGAAAACCGAGUCCCACCGUGCCUGUUGCCGAAAGACAUGAAGGCGUGGUUGAUGAAGAAAAGACAAUUCCAGCAAGAGUACAAAGAGAUGGCAAAGAGUGUGGAUCCCAGCAUGCUUCAGAUGAUUCAAGUGGCCUGGACAAUAACACGGAUCCUAAACUUGAAUAAGCUUCAGACGGAAGUCUACAAGGAACUAACGGAAGAGGCACGCCUAUCGCAAUUGCUCAGUAGGAAGGUCACGCUUGAAGGCCUCCGAAAGUUCUGGAUGCUACUGUUGCCUCAAGCCGAACGAGACACCGAGGCUUUCCUCAGCCAACUUUGCAACAAGCUUCUGAGGUUACUGAACAAGACCCAGAUGACCAUGGCAGAAAGACUACAUCUUUGCCCACUGUUCCACAGUGCUACUACUAGGUCCCUGGUGCUGCGUAUAAUAGAAACGGCUCUGAACAAGCUUCUGGAGGAGUUGGAGCCAUCCGCCGAAGAGAAAAGCAUCAGCGCGACUUUGCCGCAAAGAUCUGCCAAUGCCAGCAAGGCCAUCGGCAUGAUGCUGGUCAACGCUCUGGGUCCGAUCCCAGUCUUGCGUCAAUACGUGCCACAAGGUCAACUCUGGUGCUUCUGCAUUGCCGCCGCUUGCGACAUAACCCAGAGCUUGUUCCAAAAGUUUGUUGAGGGCUCUGUAAGCUACGACACCAUGGACUAUGAUGGAACUUUUGUCACUGCACGAAGUAGUGUCCUGAGUGCCAUUGUGCAAAUGGUCUACCUGGAUGAAGAGUAAAACUCUUUAUGCUUCUCCGCCGCUGUUUAAUGCGGAAGAAGGAAUUGAUGGACUUGGAAUUUAUUAGAUAUUUUAUAUUCUCUUUCUUAUUUUUUGUACAUUUGUUUAUUAUUAGUCUUAAUAAAAUGGUCUUGUGUGUUUUUUAAA
Messenger RNA from Syngnathus typhle (broad-nosed pipefish), 1441 nucleotides. RefSeq lists its product as uncharacterized. The record is from RefSeq and is a predicted model, not a curated record. The coding region runs from base 287 to 1294 and encodes 335 amino acids. NCBI's taxonomy places the organism in Eukaryota, Metazoa, Chordata, Actinopteri, Syngnathiformes, Syngnathidae. The transcript is spliced from 6 exons.